AUGCCGGGCCUUUUCACCCAGCUCCAGGUGGAGAUGUGUGACCAGGCCCUGAGUCCUGCCUCGCCAGUUGAGCGCGACCUUGUUGAGUUUGCUUCCAAGGUAGAGGAUGCUAUCUCGCCGGGUUCCUCGGAGGAGUGGUUUUUAGAGCAUGCCCUGGAUGCCAUCCAUGAUGACACACCCUCCCCCGCUAAGUGGCACCUCCUCAAGCAGAUGGCUCAUGUUCUCUCCUUGCAGCACAAUACCCCUCACAGCCCUGCCUCCCUCAGGCUCCUGACUGCCAACGUCACUCACUGGAGGCCGGAGGUUCGUGAUUGGGCUUUUUCCCUCGACGCCCAGGGGGUUUUGCUCCAGGAGCUCCACCUCACUGCUGAGGCUGCGCAUGAGGCCACGAUCGCCGCCUCUAAAAGAGGGCUUCGCCUCUUCACUUCGCCACCUUUCCUCAGCGAAAAGAAGCGGCCCCUGGGAGGUUUUGGCGUUCUCAUCCACUCCUUCCUCAACCCUCGCCAUGUCCUCACCCACACCGUUGAGGGCUGUGGUUUUCUCGCAGUUUCGCUUCGGUGCUCGGGUUUCGAACUCACCCUGAUCUCAAUUUACCUCCAGUCCGGGACUGGCUUCAACUCUCCGGUCAACGCCGAUGUCCUGGCUCGCCUCCUAGCCUUUCUCCCUUCCCUCCGGGGAGUGUGGCUUGUUGCCGGCGACUGGAACAACCCCAUACAAGAUCUCCUCGCCACUAGGCUUGAGGAAGUUACCCAUGGGAGGUUCCUGGGCACCGGCCCCACCGCUGCAACAGACCGGGAAAUCGACUACUUGUUUGUCUCGUCUCCGGCUGUUGCUUCCCUGACCUUGGCUCAGGACUGGGUCGUCCCUUUCAAGCCUCACUGUGCCCUGCGGGCGACUCUUCAGCUCAGUUCUCUGCAACUUCCCUACCCGCAGCUCGCUACCUUUUGUGAAGUCUUCCCCGACCCUCUGCCUUUUCAGCCUUCGGUCCCGAGCCCCUCGCCUGUCGCUGAGGUUAACCUUCUUGGCCUCACUUCCACUGACCAGCUCACCCUCGAUUUCGCUGAGCUGAGCUCCUUCCUCGAGGCUUCUCAUGGGUUUCCCGAUCGCGGGCGUGGGGCUUUCGUCCCCAUCCUCCACAAGCCCCUCGUUCAAGGCCACUCGGUUGCUUUUGCUUGGAAGGGCCAGCUCCCUUCCUUGGUGUCGGCCGUGCUCCACUUGCUUGACCGGCCCGAGGUUUUGCAGCCUUUCCUGUGGUCCUCCUUGGACACUUCCCUCCCCUCUGAGGUUCGGGCCUUUUGUGACCGGGUGCGGGAUGGCUCAGCUACUUCUGCCAACCUCCGUGUCGAGGGCACUGCUCUCCUUGGCCAACUUCGGCGUGAACAAACUGCCCGGCAGGCUGAUCAGUAUGGUGAGUGGCUGGAGGAAGCUUCCGGCUCACACCUUGGGCCGCUUUUUCGCGCCAUCAAGUCUCAUGAGCAGGUGCUUGACCGGCCCUACCAAGACUGCGAUGGGCUCCGUCGCGCCUUUGAGAGGCAUGAACACUGGGCCCGUGUGUGGCACGCUUCGGUCUUUCCUCAGCCCUUUUCGCACCCUCUCCUCGCGGAGCUCCGCUCGAGGGCCGUCUCUCACGCUGGCACUCUCGCUCCACUGACUGUCCCCAACCUUCAAAAGCUUCUCAAGAAAGCGGGAAAGAAGAAAGGCGGCCCAGACGGCUGGAGUUACCCAGCUUUCCGCGCCUUGGACCCAGCCGCUCUUCAGCUCGUCGCCGACUUCCUCGCCCGCGCGGAGGCUGAGGUGCUUCUACCCUUCCAGCUCACCUGUGUCCAGGUAGCUCUUCUUCCGAAGUCUGCCGACAAAGAGCGCCCUAUCAGUCUCCUCCCCUGCCUGUGGAGGCUGUGGGCUCGCGCCAGGUGGAAGGAUGUCGCGGCUUGGACGUCGGCAUACUCCCCCGACCACCCGUGGGAUCGGGCGGUUCCGGGCCAGGCCAGCCUCGACACAGCGUUGGCCCGCCUCGUGAGGUCGGAGCACUCCAAGCUCGAGAAGACUCACAUAGUCAGUCUCUUCCUCGACCUUCGCGGGUUCUUUGAUUCCGUGAGCUAUGAGCGCCUUCUCCUCCAAGGCCUAGCUCACCGGUUUCCUCCGCUUCACCUCUGGUUCGCCCUUCAAGUCUACCAGGGGCCGCGAUGCCUUGUCGCCGACUCGAUAGCGGCAUACCGAGUUCUCCAUGCCUCCCUCGGCCUCGAAGGCCUCGAGGUUGAGACAACAAAGACCAAGUUCGUCGCCGGUACGGUCCGUGCCCGCGCCGCGCUUCAGCAGCUGCGGCGCCCGGGCGAGCCCGAAACCGCCGACCUUGUCAAGGACCUGGGGCUGGACUGUGCUGCAGGCCGGCGACGGCGCAUCACCACAGCCCAAAAGCGCUUCCGCACUGGCCUUGGGCGCGUCCGCCACAUGCGCCGUCUUCGCAUUCGCCGCAGGUGGGUCCGGGGCCGGCUGCUUCAAGCCUCCGCCCUUAAGGCCGGCCUUUAUGGCCAUCAGGCCGUUGGGGUUGCCCCUAAGCGCCUCAAGGUCCUGCGCUCGGCGGUUGCGCGAGAAGCUGGUCGCUUUGAGCAUGGCUCUGCCGAUGUCAUUCUUGACCUCAUGUCCCACAAGGCCAUCGACCCUCACCAGCUUGUUGUUGUGGAACAGAUCCAGGCUUUGGGGCGCCUCGCCUCCAGCGCCUCUUCCGAAGGCGUGCGGCUGCUCACCCGCACCUGGGCCUCUUCCUGGUCCAGACAGGCCUCCGCCAUACAUGGGUGGAAAAUCGUCAAUGGCCCCGUGUCUGCGCUCAUCCAGUACCUGCUCGACUUGCGUGUGUCCGCUCCUACCCCCGAACUUUGGACGCACCGCGUCAUCCAGCUUGAGCGCUGGACUCGUAUCGGCGCGGUCUCCACCGCCGCAGGCGCCGCCACAGGCAUUGAUUGGACCGUGCCGCGCCGCCUUUUGGCCAGUCCUCGGACGAAGUCCUGGCGGCACGGCCUUAGGGCCGUCUUUCAAGGCGCCCUCCUUCACUCGGGCAACGGAGGGAAGGACCGAUGCAAAUUCUGUGGUGAGCCCAACACCCUGCACCACCUUCUUUACGAGUGUGAGAAGGUUCCGGGCGCCCUCAUGCCCGCAGGCUGGCUGUUGUCUUACAAGCGGCAGGUCCGCCGCACUGGUCUCUUCCUUGAAGGCACACCGGACUUGACGGGGCUUUUCGUCGCCACUGACGCUUCGGGAGGCCCUGCCACCAAAGACAGUCGCCUCCGCUCGGUCGGCUGGGCCGUUAUAGUCGCUAGCAGACACAAUGGCGACUUCACUGUCCUUGGUACCCUGUCGGGGCUUUUGCCGGCUCCUGCCUCCGUCCCGGAAGGCGAAAGCGCCCAGGCCCUUCUCUCCUCUCGGGGCACUUUCGACCUCACUUGCGACUGCCAGCCCGCUCUCCGGAGCCUUCAAGGCCCCUUUACCAAGCGUACCCCGCUUGAGCCGACGGCUUGGGAGGCAUGGCAGCUUUAUGCCGCUGCCAUUUUGCGCCUUCGCUUGGCCACGUAUAGGCCGUGGUAA
Molecule: messenger RNA, 3579 nt
Organism: Symbiodinium sp. CCMP2592
Lineage: Eukaryota; Dinophyceae; Suessiales; Symbiodiniaceae
Source: the annotation of a GenBank genome assembly